Messenger RNA from Angiostrongylus costaricensis, 636 nucleotides. The record is from the annotation of a GenBank genome assembly. NCBI's taxonomy places the organism in Eukaryota, Metazoa, Nematoda, Chromadorea, Rhabditida, Metastrongylidae.
AUGGGCAAAAGCAAUAGCAAGGUCACGAAGGAAACUGAAAAGGACACGGUUAAAACUUCGAAACGGAAGAAAGCGUGCAAAAAACUUACACCUGAGGAAAUAGAUGAGCUCAUGGAGAAAACUUAUUUUUCAAAAAACGAGUUGAAAAAAUGGCACAAGGAUUUCGUACGUGACUGUCCUACUGGCGAACUGAGAUUGGAAGAAUUUCAGAAUAUUUACAAACAGUUCUUUCCCAAUGGCGAUCCAAGCAAAUUUGCAGCAUUUGUCUUUAAUGUAUUCGAUUGUAACGGAGAUGGAUGCAUAUCAUUUCGAGAAUUUAUUAUCGCUUUGUCAAUAACGUCACGUGGAACGCUGGAUGAAAAACUCGAUUGGGCAUUCUCACUCUAUGAUGUUGAUAAGGAUGGAUAUAUCACUAAGGAUGAGAUGAUUGAUAUUGUUCAAGCCAUUUACAGUAUGAUAGAAAAUAUCUUGGAGCCCUGUAAAGAUGGUGAUACCCCAGCUAAACGUGUUGAUAAAAUCUUCACAAGCAUGGACAAGAACGUUGAUGGUCGCCUGACUCGAGAAGAGUUCAAGGAAGGCUCAAAAGCCGAUCCAUGGAUUGUGCAGGCUCUUUCUAUGGAUAUGUCUAACUCGUAG